CGCGUUCAGUACUGAGGCAGAGACAGUAGUGAGUGGAUGUUCGAAACAAUUGCCGUGAAAAUACACAGUUCUUAUCACUGUCUCGUUCCUAGCGCGUUGUCAAAUCGAGAUCGAAGGCGCGAGUUAUCAUUCGUUUAUGUUAUCUCAAUCUAUUAAUUAUUAGUAUUUCUCGUGAUCGGACACAGUGUUAUACAGCUGAACAACGGAUUAUGUUUAAAGUUCAACGAUAAUUGACGGGAAUCUGAGGAAGAUUCAUCUAGUCAAGAAGACAAGAUGCGUUUGUUCAAGAGACUUCCUAAUGAUCCGUGUCCUCAGCUUGUUUCAGCAACUCCAUUAUCUCAGGAUGAAGGUGUCACAAAAAAUCACUCUAAUGAGCAAACAUCUACUCCGAAAAGUUCUAGAAACAGCGAAGAAAUGCCACCACCUAGUUCAACAACAUCAACAAGAAAAAGUAUCUCAACGUGGGGAAGAAAAGUAGGGCUUAGAUGGGAUCAGUUGAAGAGAUCAGAGAGUUCUGAGAUACUCUCGGUAUCAAGUAGAAGACGUCGAUGGAGUCCCAAUAGACGGAGUACGGGCGAGUUGACUGAGGAAGAGACGAGCCCAAAAGAUUCGAAGCCAAAGAGGAUAUCACGUGUUGAAUCCCUCAGAAAUUUAUUUCGAGGGGGUGGGGGUUACAAUGAAGGCUCACAGAAGAGCGGGACGAUUCAAGAGGAAGACCCGGUCGCAUUGAAUCUUUACAAAAUGGAUAAAUCAUUGAGUGAAGGAGCUCUGAGAACCGUACCACAAAGUAGAGACCCACGAAAUCUUUGUACAUUGGCAGAAAAAAAGGAUCAACUGAAUCGUGCUAUAAACGAUCUUCAGGAGCAGCACAAGGUGUUGGAUUUUAUUUUGCAAAAUCAGGAGAUCCUGACGACAGAAAAUGGAGCUAUUUUGGCACGUCGAUCACUCGACAAUCACAGAAAGGAACCUGCAGACUUGGGAAAAAAUAAUUUAUCGUCCCAGCCUCGUGGCAGUCCCCCAGGCAGUAAUGUAAAGAGAAAUCUCUUCACCGCCAGGGCAUGCAGUGGUGAGAACGAAAGGCUUGAGAAUCGAAAAUCCUAUACAGGAUCAGCAAUAGAUGACCUGAUGUGUAACCUCCGUUUGGGGUGCGACGAGAGUGGUUACGACUCGGACAGCACUCGAGCCGGAGCGGACUCUCCGGAUAGUGAGCAAUCAGUUCCCUCAAUGCUGAAGCCUCGAAGUUUUUCCAUCACCUCCGAGGAUUAUCAAGGUGUCGAUCUUUCCCUGUUGCCAAAUGCUAUCGCCCCGUCUGUGAGCAAUCCCAUAAAAGGAACACCAGAAAAACCGGAGAGUCCUGAGAGUCUCGAAAAAGUUCCGAUUCCCCCCAAAACUGCUAAUCUAGAGGAAACACUAAAUGCAUCCGCCCGCACAAACGUUACAGUCAUGACUGAUGACGAAGAGACCGACAGCUGCGACGACGAGGCAUUUGAGGCACUCCAGAAAGGUUUCAGCAUGCGUCUAAAUCCAACGUUAAUGGACUAUGAAGUCAAUUCAUUCGAGGACAAUUUCACGAGCAUUCCCUCCAUAAUUCAGAACAACAAUAAUCCAGUUUCGAAUGCGAGUAUCUCCAAAAUUCUUUCAACACCCACCAAAGUCCCCUCGAAAUCCCAACUUCCCCCUGCGGACGAGUCAAUGCUACCGCUCACCCGAUCGAGAUUGAUAUUGCCUCAGAGAAUUACGAAAUCCCAAUCCAAUAUUAAAAGCCGAAAGCUAUCAAAUGUAAGUGUUUUACACCUCCUGGACAACGCUGCAUCACCGUGCAAAGACAGUCCUCCAGCAUCGAAGCUAAAAUCCAUAUCGAUGAAUCCGAUUCACUACUACAGCCCCAAACGCACCCAUUCAAAAAUAGAUCUAGGGCCUGAGGAUAUCACCAACAAGGCAAAACGCCCAGUAAUAACUCCAAAGACGCCCUCAUCCUCGAAACUUCCAACGCGUCGUGAAUUGAAGACCCUGAAGGUCUUUGUAGACAAACCAGGAAGUUUGGGUAUUUCUGUGGACCGUCAGGAGGCGGUGAGACCUUACUACAUUAUUUCUAAGCUCGAUCCCAACGGAGAUGCAGCAAAAUCUAAUAAAAUUCGCAUUGGGGAUGAGAUUGUUCGUGUAUCUGGUCGUCAGGUCAGGGGAAUGUCAGCGUCAGAAGCUAGAGCAGCAUUAAAAAGUUGUUAUGGUCUUGUGGAACUGAAGAUUGCCAGGGAGCCUAGAUUGACCUUCGAUGGAGAUUUGGGGGGAACCUGGGGGGAUCCAUUGGUGCGCACCAGGAGUGAUACCCAGGUCUGGGCGCUCAGGGAUUCCUCGGUGGAGCGAAAUUCAGAAGUUAAGAAUGCGGGGGGGAGUGAGACCACUAGUUGCCAGGUCAUUGGGGCUCUGACGAAAGAUGGCCGGAGUGUCUCUAAUAUCACGAUGGAUCGAAUUGAAAGUACCGAGGGUAAUGGGGAUAGUAAGAUCGUCACUCGCAAGAUCACGGGGAUGAGGAAGUUUCAAGUCCCCACCAAACGGUAUUCAACGCCGGUAUCACUGGGACGUAGAGCCACCAGUGCUUGCAUGGAUUUGUUGACAAUUACUUUGGAGAAAGGAGCAGAAAAGAAGCUUGGGUUUUCUAUCGUUGGAGGGGCUGACAGUAGUAAAGGGACGAUGGGAAUUUUUGUGAAGGAUAUUCUGCCUGAUGGACAAGCCGCCGAGGAGGGGACUCUGCGGGCUGGGGAUGAAAUCCUGGCGAUUAAUGGAUUAUUGAUGGAGGGACUCACUCAUGCUAAAGCACUACAGACCUUCAGAGCUGCCAAACGAGGAAAAAUGCUUAUUCAUGUGGGAAGGAAGGAGACGACACAUAAACGGUUAUUAGUUGGACAUUAAAGUCGCAUUAACAUGUAGGAUUAUGGGUCAGUCGAAAUCCUACGACUGCUUGGACAAGCUCGUGGAAGGCAGAGAAGAAUGACUAAGAUCGAAGGAAAUCUAGUUACCAUUUUUUUGCAGAUUUAACUUUUACUUUUUCAUAAUCGUGCAUUAGGAAUAAUUUCCUAUGAAGAAUUUUUUGAUCACUGAGGAGCCGGAUGUAUAUAGUUUCAUUUAUUAAAUUGACGAUUUAAGGUUUUGAUUAUUAAGGAAAUUGUGAUACUUGAUGUAGAUUUUUUUUAACUUGAUAAUUUUCAAUGUCUCAAAACUUCUUUUGUAAUUGGGGGACGAUAUCUGAUCAGAACAGUCUUUGUAAAUAGAAAUUAAUCAAUGAUUUUAAUUUUGAAAAUUGAGUCUUUUCAAUGGGUCAUUAUUUCCACCAUUCGUACAUUUGAAGGGAAGAGGUUUUCACUAUUUCCCUCGGAGUAGACACCCAAGUGAAUAUAUCAAUUCUCAUUGGUUAAAAAUCGUUAUUCCUCAAUGCCCAAGGAUUAUCCUUCCACAUUAGUUUCAAGUAUAGUAGACCUAUCCCUGUUAGACGCAAUCCGCUAACAUGAGGUAUACGGUCCCCAAGAGAGACAAGUGGUUCACAAUUAACAUAUAUUUUUAUGUUUUGAAAUGUUGUUUUGUUUAAUUUGAGCCACAGUACAAUACACAUUUUGAAAAAAAAAUAGGAACGUUUUUACGAAAUUUUGUGACAUUUUUGAGGCGACAUCCAGUCUACGAAUAAUUCGUUCAACGUAACAGCAAGAAGUUGAGGGAAUGCCGUUGUAAAAUUAACUUGUAAUUAGAUUUUAAAUGUAAUGAGACUGACAUUGAGCAAUGUCUACCUGAAAUAAUGCUGUGAUACGGAUUGUAGUCACAUAUUAGUCUAAAUGUCGUACAAAAAACAUUGUAUAUACAAAUAAACACAUCCUUUUGUUAAUUA
Messenger RNA from Diachasmimorpha longicaudata, 3877 nucleotides. RefSeq lists its product as uncharacterized. NCBI's taxonomy places the organism in Eukaryota, Metazoa, Arthropoda, Insecta, Hymenoptera, Braconidae. The coding region runs from base 274 to 2910 and encodes 878 amino acids. The record is from RefSeq and is a predicted model, not a curated record. The transcript has 7 exons. Gene Ontology annotation, molecular function: protein binding.